Molecule: messenger RNA, 1478 nt
Organism: Hyaloscypha bicolor E
Lineage: Eukaryota; Fungi; Ascomycota; Leotiomycetes; Helotiales; Hyaloscyphaceae
Exons: 1
Coding region: 70-1431 (453 amino acids)
Source: RefSeq, a predicted model, not a curated record
GCGGAAUCGGCAGAAAGGGCCUGUGCUCAACUGACCUCGAUUGUCAACAAAACAACUUCACUACUUAACAUGUCAGCUCUUCCGUCGAGGACGCGAUCUCUUCGCAAACCGGCAGAGGUCGGGAGCAGAUACGAACGGACUGCCCUUGAACUUAAUGAAAGCAAUAAAGUCUCGCGGGCAGAGAGGACAGGCCAAUCGCCAAGUCGACUGCCCAAACCUCCAACGCGAAGCACCACCAUCUCGCGACCCCCAAGUUCUACUGGCAGUGUGAUCAGCAAUGCCUCGAUGCGCCCUCCUCCUCCUCCUCGAGCAAACAUAAGCAAGCCUACGACCGGUGGUUUACAAAGGUCGACUUCAGGUCGCCGUCCAAAUCCCGUUCCUCCAACAGAUUCAGAACCAGUGAAGAAAGAUCGGUCAAGACCUCCGCUCACACAGUCUCGCCAUCUCCGCAAUGUGUCUGCCAGUACCCUUUCAGCUAGUACGAAAGGCCCCGGACAUUCACGUACAAAGUCUUCCUCCACACUCUUGACCUCCUCCACUGCUCUCCGACCUCCAACAAGAAAUGGCGCGGACGAAGCCCAACCAUCAGAGCCACAAUUGAGAAGACCUACUUUCUCUACUCUCCAACAACAUUUCUCCCCCGCAAAAAGUCUCGCCCCGAAGCCUCAUCCGGCUGCGUUCCUCGUACCUCCGUCUCCGAGCAAGUUACCCUCAAAUAUCGCAAUCUCUGCAGAGACAGCAAAACUACAGAACGAGCUUUUGCAAUUGCACUUACUACAUAAGGAUGCCGCCCAGAUAGAUAGAGAGUGGAGAGCCAGUGCAAAGAGGAAACUGGGAGCGAGAUUCCAAUCAGUGGUUGACAGGAAUGAACUCUUAGUGCAAUUAGAAAUCGAGGAAACAGGCAAAAUCAAUGCAGCAGCGCUGAAGAGAUGGAAAGACCUUGGGACGCCGGGGUGGGGCCUCGAGGAGAAGAUACAGGUACUCGACGAGGUGACCAGUGGUGUGUGGAUUUUAGGGGAUUCCAGCGGGAAAUAUGGGAGAGUCGUGAGGAGAUUUGAGAGGUGGCUUACUGGGUGUCGGGAGAUAUUGGAGGCAAGGGCCCACAAUGAAGGGUUGGAAGAUGACGAGGUGGUGUUCCUGGAGGGACUUGAUGCUGGGUGGAAGGAUGACUGUCUGGUUUUGGCUCGGAAAUUGGAGUCAUGGAGGGAUCAUCUCAAAAACCUGGGCACGCUUGACUCCGGCUCAAGCUUGGCGGUUGUGGUCGAUGGGUGUCGGAGUUUGGUGAGCGGAAUGCUGACGGAGUUGAAUGUUAUGGCUCAGAUUGAGAGAGAUGCUAUGAGCAUGGAAGCGGAAUGGAUCAAGAGUAUGAAUGAUGAUGUACUUGAUAAUAAGGAUACCCCGGUGGCAGGCGCAAUAUGGAGAUCUCUGUAGUUAAUUCAAAUGUGAGGGAGACUCUUACGAAUCUGCACCGAACCUUC